Molecule: messenger RNA, 922 nt
Organism: Prorocentrum cordatum
Lineage: Eukaryota; Dinophyceae; Prorocentrales; Prorocentraceae
Source: the annotation of a GenBank genome assembly
AGCCUUGGCUCAAGGUUGUUUUUUGGCUCAAAAUGCUCUCUGCUCCACGUUUGUGCUGGCCGCGCCGCGUGCAUGGCGCCUCGAGGAGGCCAUGGCCGAGGAGGAGGAGGACCUCCCAGAUCCGGAAGAGAACGUGCAGGACGAAUCAGAUGAGAUAGAGUUUGAGCAUUCGCAGGAGGACGAAGCGGUGGACUACGAGGAUCCCGGGGGCGCGCCUUCGGACGCUCCGGGCGCGCCCGGCGCGGGCCUGGCGGAGGUGCUCCGGGCCGGCCUGUCGCGGGGCCUGGAGGACCUCGGGCUGGCGGAGGGCGUGGCCGUGGCGUGGGCCGAGAGCCUGGCGGAGGGCCUGGUCUGGCCCGAGGGCCUGGCCUGGCCCGAAGGGCUGGACGCGGGCGGCCGGAGGGCCAUGCGCGGCGGCGGCCGAGGCCUUGGCGAACGAGCUGUCCAAGUGGCCCUCGCCUGCCGACAUCAUCGGUACCGGGGGGCUGCCGCGCGGAGAGCCAAAGCAGGGCUCAUUUCGAUAUCCCCGAUUCGAUUCGAUUCGUCGAUCGCCGAUCCGGCUUAUCGACUCGAUUUUGGGCUCUCCUGCCAAAGGGCAGCCAGCAAGCCUUGGGACAGCCGACCAUGCGCCGUGUCGGAGGCGAAGGCGUGAAGACAAGUACUCGGCGCGCGCCAGCAAGCUGAGUCUCGAUCCUCUCAAAAGCCCGAGCUCAGGUCUCUCGAGGCUGUGAAGCAGAGCUGCCGCCCACGCCCAAUUGUUUGGUAUGCCAGAGAGCUGUGCAGCUGCUCUCCGUCUCGAGCCAGUGGUGUUCUGAGAGCCAGGCCCAGGCGGUCACACUGUACGUUGUUGCCCGGCCGGCCAACUUGCGGUGUCCCAAAUCCUGCUAGCGAGGUGACAGAAGCUUCCAGAGGGUCAGUCGAU